This is a messenger RNA of Parnassius apollo (apollo), 2361 nucleotides long. The record is from the annotation of a GenBank genome assembly. NCBI's taxonomy places the organism in Eukaryota, Metazoa, Arthropoda, Insecta, Lepidoptera, Papilionidae.
AUGGAAGAGUGGGAAGCAAUUGUAGAUAAAUAUGAAGAACCUGUUGAACCGAGGAGUUUCCUGAAGGCUUGCCAGUCUGUUAAAACUUUGUUGGAACAGGAUCUCGCACCAUUUGAAAUUGAUUGGUUGCUAGACACACUGUUCCUAAAACCUGUGAACCUCAUAACAACUGUAGCCACAAAAUGUUCAGAUGAUGCUUGGUCACAGAGUAUCGGAGACGCAUUCAAAUUACUGUCGGAGUUGAUAAUGAAACAUCCGGAUCAUGCAUCCCCACAUUUUGAAAAUAUUGUUAAGCUUUGCAACCUAUCCUAUGAUGCUAGAACGCGACAGCAUGCACUACAUUGUCUCACGUGUGUUGUUCGACACUCGGAUAUAGGGGCCGCUAAUCAUCUCAGAUACAUACACGCUCUGGAAGAAGACAGCACAUGUAAAGCGACUAUGGCUGAACUUGUGGGUGCAAUAUGUGAGUAUCAUCCUGACAUGGUGUCUGAAGAUGUGACGACAAUAUGGCGGGUGUACCUCAAUCUACUGGAUUCCAACAAAUUUUCGGAUACAGUCGUGAGGUCCGUUCUGCUUGGAAUACUGGGUUUAUUUAAGCUCUUCUCCAUGGACCUGCCCACUGCUGAGCUCAACGAAUUCUAUGAUAAGCUGGACUCCUGCAAGGAGAAAUACAGGUGUAGGGAAGAUUAUUUUUUAUGCGGCUUUUCAUACGAUAUAGUCGUGAGAUCCGUACUGCUCGGUAUACUGGGUUUGUUCAAGCUCUUUUCCAUGGACCUGCCCACUGCUGAGCUCAACGAAUUCUAUGAUAAGCUGGACUCCUGCAAGGAGAAAUACAGGUGUAGGGAAGUUUACCUGACAAUAUUGGAACAUUACGCGGGAUUGUUCCGCGAGCGAUUAUCGGCGGAUGCCUCUGCCCGGAAGUUGCUGUGGACUUGGCUGGCUGCCCAGGCUUCCCCACAAACCCGGCCGGCUUUAAUCUCCGUUUACAGGGAAAUUGGCGACACUGUGGACGAGACUACCAUCCGCCGUAUCGUGACGUCGGAAGUGCUGCCACAUCUGCAAGAUGCACGCGCGCACGUGCGCCUGACGGCUGCGAGCGUGUUGCGCGUGUGCAUCCCGUACAGCGAGGACUGGCAGGAGAACACCCACGCACUUGCGGACGCGCCCGCGCUGCAGCACGCACUCGCUGCGGGAUCCCUCAACAACGACGACGUCGAAACGAUAAAAUGGUGGAUAGAGACGUACACAUCGCAGGAUGACAAAAUCUUAAAAACUGCCAUCAUGUUCCACGAACAUAUUCCGGUGAAACAUCGCAAGCAAGUCGUCGCGUAUGGGAUCCUGAAAGCGCCACAUGACGUCAGAACGGAGGUAGUAACUUUUCUCAUAAAUGAGACAUGCCAAAGUUAUAAAGAUAAUGGAAAUUUUAACAAAUAUAUGCCAUUGUGGAGAUCAUUGUUCGAUACGGUGAAGGGCACUGACACGGUGGUGACGAAGUCGUGUUGCCUGGUGCUUGACGCCAUUAUGGAUUAUUUGGUGUACAAUCUUGAGAGUUUUUUGGAGAUCGCUGGAAGUGAUUCGGAGGAACUCCCAGACAAGCUUCGCUGCCUUCUCGUUGUCAGUUCCCAAAUAAUCCCACUGUUGGAGAUGGUAGAUGGCGAUAGGGAACGUUGUUUACACGCUCUACAAUUACUACAUGAUUUGAGGCUGGUAUGCAGUUCCGCCGUGAGCGCGAUCCUCGGUGCAAUACGCGCUAUAGCAUUGUAUUUGGAUGACUAUGAGGUCAUAUCUGAUGAUCGUCUGCUGGUCCGAAUAGACAAUUGUCGCGAUAAUGUCGAUCUAUAUGAGUCCUGCUUGGCUUUGAUCCUGACACCAGUUAAAUCGGUCCGAGAUAUUCCUAGUUUGCUCACGGCUUUGCAGAUAACCUUCGCGAGGAGAGACGUUGAACCGGCCAUGCUGUCUCGUUCUAUAAGAACGUUGGAGUCACUCAUUUUGACGCAGAAGGAGAAGCUGGAUGACACGGAGUUGAAUGACGUUAUUAACCAUGUGGAGAGGAUGUACCAUCGGAUAGACCUGAAGGCGAAGGAAGGCAGAUCACUACGCAGGGAUGUGCUAAUGUUCUUAGGUAAAUACGGAACCGGAAGUGACGUAAACAACAAUUCUGACGAUGAAGUGACCGUCCAUCUCAAAAGCUCUUUGACGCUGGGCAUUCCCGAUCCCAGUGAAGGGAUUACAGAUAAGGUGAACCUGGAAAGGAUUCUUCGGUUGGCGCUAAAAUACGAAGAUGCCAAGGCGUUACGUGUCCUGAUAGAGAUCCUGUAUGCCAACGGUGAGUGCCACUACUUGUGUAUUAAUCCUCCUUAG